Molecule: messenger RNA, 1119 nt
Organism: Ophidiomyces ophidiicola
Lineage: Eukaryota; Fungi; Ascomycota; Eurotiomycetes; Onygenales; Onygenaceae
Gene: HOM6
Product: Homoserine dehydrogenase
Exons: 2
Coding region: 1-1119 (372 amino acids)
Biological process (GO): aspartate family amino acid biosynthetic process; L-homoserine biosynthetic process
Molecular function (GO): aspartate kinase activity; NADP binding; homoserine dehydrogenase activity
Source: RefSeq, a predicted model, not a curated record
AUGUCAACUAAAAUCUACCUGGGAGUUAUUGGCGUCGGCGGCGUCGGCACCCAUUUCCUGGCCCAGUUGGCUCGUCUGCCUAAUGCGCCGUCCCUCGUGCUCCUCGCCCGCUCUUCACAGACCAUCACCUCGCCUACUCCCUCCUACAGCCCGGCGAUCCCCACCGCAGACUGGCAAUCCGCCAACUCGUCCAACUCUUUCGCCAAGUCAGAGGCCUGGACAGCGCAGCAGAUAGCCGGCUACCUUUCCCAAGUCCCUGGACGUGCUAUUUUAGUUGACAAUACUUCUGAUCCUACUCUUGCGAGCGCUUACCCUCUGUUUUUAAGCAAAGGAAUAAGUAUCGUGACUCCUAAUAAGAAAGCAUUUUCUUCUACUUUACAGCUAUGGAAGGAUAUAUUUACUUCUGCUGCCACUGGAAACGCAUUGGUAUAUCACGAGAGCACUGUGGGAGCCGGACUUCCGGUUAUUUCGACACUGCGUGACCUUGUGGCAACAGGUGACCAAGUGACCCGAAUCGAGGGAGUCUUUUCUGGCACUCUAUCUUUCCUAUUUAAUCAAUUCGCUCCCGUUUCAGCCGCUGUAUCCUCUCCGCCCCAAAAAUGGAGCCAGGUCGUCACUCAGGCCAAGGACUUAGGCUACACCGAGCCUGAUCCCCGUGACGAUCUCAACGGGAUGGAUGUUGCACGUAAAUUGACAAUCCUGGCUCGCAUUGCCGGUUUGGAGAUUGAAAGUCCUGAAUCCUUUCCCGUUGAGAGCUUGAUUCCGGUCGAACUUGCAAGUCUGGCGUCAGGAAGUGCGGGUGCAGCGGAGUUCAUGCGCAGACUUGCCGACUUCGAUGAAAAUAUGGAAGAAAUAAAGAAUAUUGCUAAAGCUGAGGGUAAGGUUGUACGCUAUGUGGGUAGCAUCGAUGUCGUGUCGAAAAAGGUAAAAGUUGGAUUGGAGAAGUUUGAUACAGGCAGCCCCAUUGCCAGCCUGAAAGGCAGUGAUAAUAUCAUCAGCUUUUACUCUGAAAGAUAUGGCGAAAGCCCCCUAAUAGUGCAAGGCGCUGGUGCCGGAGGUGCAGUCACAGCCAUGGGUGUAACGGCAGACCUGAUAAAGGUGUUGGAACGCCUGAGAUAG